UGGCCGCCAGAAGGCGCCACCGUGGUAUUACUGCAUUAUUGUUUUUUUUAUCAACUCGCCAGAAAUUACGCUAUCCCCACAAAAAAACCGCAAAAGCGCGAGUGUUUAUGUUUUUCGUUCCCAAGUGCAUAUCAUAGAUUAGGAGAAUUAGUAACCCCGCAAUUGUCCGGCAGUCCAAAAUCACGCGUAAUUCCCAUUCCCCCGCCCACCCACGCACGUAGAUUUUCGAUUAUUUUUUUUGUUUUCGACCCCUGACUGCGUCCCGUGGAUUUCUCCCCCCAAAAGAAAAGAAGAAAUUUGUGAACCUCAAUCGAUUUCACCGGCCGCAAACUGAAUCCCCCGGGAUACGGAUAAUGGAGGUAUCCGCCGAUCCGUACGAGCAGAAGCUCUACCAAAUGUUCCGCAGCUGUGAGACGCAAUGUGGCCUGCUGGACGAGAAGUCCCUGCUGAAACUCUGCUCCCUGCUGGAACUGCGGGAUCAAGGAUCCGCUUUGAUCGCCAGUCUGGGCGGCAGCCACAAACUGGGCGUGUCCUUUGCCCAGUUCAAGGAGGCGCUGCUCAACUUUCUCGGAUCGGAGUUCGAUGGCACGACGUCAUCGGGAUUUAUGGAGCGUUCGCUGGUGAUCACGGAUGAGCCCCUAACCAGCACAUAUAUUGAGAGUCCGCCGGAGUCCUCCGAUCGCGAAGUGUCACCCAAACUCAUUGUGGGAUCCAAGAAAUACGGACGUCGGUCCAGGCCGCAUCACGGCAUCUACGAGCUAUCCGUCACGGAUUCGGACAACACGGAUGAGGAUCAGCUGCAGCAGCAGCAGAAGCAGCGGAGUCUCAACGGCUGUGAUGAGCUGGGAGCUCAGGUCCAACGAUCAUCGUCCCAAAGUGAUCUUCCUGGCAGUCGACGCCUGCGAUCCGUCCACACCAGUGGCAGUAAACUGAAGAGAUGCGCUUCGCUGCCGGCACGCAGGAUUCUUCACUCCAAGAUGCACAACACCGCCACGGGAGUGACUUCCUCGCCGACGGCUGCCUCCAAGCUGAAGCAGCUGUCCAUCCAGAGCCAGACGCAGCACAACAGCAGCGUGGAAUCCCUGGGCCAUCACCUGGCCACCAAUUCCGCACCGUCGUCCGAGCACCGGAGAUGCUACCACGGCGGCCGUUGGUCAUGUUGCAAAGACACCGUGACGCCACAGCAGCUGGAGACGAUCAGUGUGGCCAGCAUCAUGGAGGCCUGGGAGCUGGCCAGCAUUCCCAACAGUCGCACCCUGCUCCACAUUCUCGGCUUCGACGAGGACGAGGAGGUGAACCUGCAGCAGCUGACCAAGGCGCUGGAGGAGGAGCUGCGAGGACUGGAGGGCGAUCAGGAGCAGUCGCACAUGCUGCGUGCCUUGGCUGUGCUGCAGGCCACCGAACUGGCUAACUACCGGAUGGCCUAUCGCCAGCAGCACGAGGAGAACUGCAAGCUGAGGGCCGACAACAAGGCGGCCAACCAGAGGGUGGCUAUGCUGGCCGUGGAAGUGGACGAGCGGCAUGCCUCGCUGGAGGACAGCUCCAAGCAGCAGGUGCAGCUGCUGGAGCAACGACACGCCAGCAUGGUGCGGGAGAUGACGCUGCGGAUGAGCAAUGAUCGCGAUCACUGGACCAGCAUGACGGGCAAGCUGGAGGCGCAGCUCAAAUCGCUGGAGCAGGAGGAGAUCCGUCUGAAAACGGAUCUCGAACUGGUGCGCGCUGAGAACUCAGAGCUGGAGACGGAGCAGCAGAAGGCGCACCUUCAACUCACCGAGCUGCUCGAGCAGAACAUAAAGCUCAACCAGGAACUGGCCCAAAGGUCGAGCAGCAGCAUCGCUGGCACGCCCGACCACAGUCCAUUGCGUCCGCGCAGGCACAGCGAGGACAAGGAGGAGGAGAUGCUCCAGCUGAUGGAGAAACUGGCCGCCCUGCAAAUGGAGAAUGCCCAGCUGCGCGACAAGACUGACGAACUGACCAUCGAAAUCGAGAGCCUCAAUGUCGAGCUAAUCCGCUCGAAGAGCAAGGGCAAGAAGCAGGAAAAGCUGGAAAAGCUGGAGGAUCAGGAAGCGGCUGCCACGGCCACCAAGAGGCGUGGGGAUUCGCCGAGCAAAAGCCAUCUCACCGAGGAGAGUCCGCGGCUGGGAAAACAGCGCAAGUGCACGGAGGGUGAGCAAAGUGAUGCCAGUAAUAGUGGCGAUUGGUUGGCUCUGAAUUCCGAGCUGCAGCGAAGUCAAAGCCAGGAUGAGGAGCUGAACAAGCUCAAGGAGCGGGUAGCUGAACUGGAAACGGAACUGAAGGCGGCCAAGGAAGGCAGAUCUCUCACGCCCGAAAGCCGUUCCAAGGAGCUGGAGGCCAGUCUGGAGCAAAUGCAGCGCGCCUACGAGGAUUGCGAGGACUACUGGCAGUCGAAGCUCAGCGACGAGCGGCAAAUGUUCGAAAAGGAGCGCCAGAUCUACGAGGAUGAGCAGCACGAGAGCGACAAGAAGUUCACCGAGCUGAUGGAGAAGGUGCGCGAGUACGAGGAGCAGUUCAGCAAGGAUGGCCGCCUCUCGCCCAUCGACGAGCGGGACAUGCUGGAGCAGCAGUACACCGAACUGGAGGCCGAGGCGGCCCACUUGCGCUCCACAUCCAUGCAAAUGCUCGAGGAGAAGGCCCAGGAGAUCGGUUCCCUUCAGUCCGAGAUCGAGGAUCUGCGUCAGCGAUUGGGUGAGAGUGUGGAGAUUCUCACCGGUGCCUGCGAACUCACCUCGGAGUCGGUGGCACAACUGAGUGCCGAGGCGGGAAAGAGUCCCGCCAGCUCGCCCAUCAGCUACCUCUGGCUGCAGAGCACCAUCCAGGAGCCAGCGAAGUCCUUCGCUGACGCCAGGGAUGAGGCCACCGCCAGUGCCAUCGAACUGCUGGGAGGCUCACCAUCGCACAAGACAGCCAGCCGCAAUAACCUCACCACUUCGGAGACAUCCAUCUUCAGCACCACGCCCUUCGAGAGCUCUCCUUCGGGUCCUUCGCCCACCAACAGUGGUGGCACCACGAAUGCCGCUCCCUCUGGUCCUGCUCCCAUCAGCAAACCGAAGCGGGCACAGAGUCCGCAGCAAAUUCCGUCGGAGGGAGAGAUCGCCGACUGCGAGACCUCGUCGACGGCAUCCAACAAGAGCUUUGAGUCCACCAGUAAAGCGUCUUGCCUUAGCCACGACAAGUGCAGUAGUCCUUCGGCCCUGAAGGAGGAACUGAAGCGUCUCAAGUUCUUUGAGCUCUCCCUCAAGGAGCAAAUCAAGGACUUGAGCCUGCAAAGAGAUGGAUUGGUCAUGGAACUGCAUCAGUUGCAGGAGGCGAGACCCGUUCUCGAGAAGGCCUAUGCGCGAACAACGCACCCAACGCUUCAGCAGCGACUGAACCAAUUGGAGCUGCGAAAUCGCCAUCUGCAAAACGUCAUCAAGCAGCAGCAGCAGUACACCGAGUCCCUGAUGCAGCAAUCCUGGCGCCAGCAUCAAGUGGAGCUCAACGAUCUGCAUAGCCGCAUCGAGACGCAGGGUGUUAUGCUGGCCGACCAGACGCAACGGCUGCAGAAUGCCGACAUCCUGGUGAAGGACCUGUACGUGGAGAACUCUCAUCUGACCGCCACAGUGCAGCGGCUGGAGCAGCAGCGGGCGCGGGUGAACCUAAUUCACCAGCAGCAGCAACAGCAGCAGCAGCAGCACCGACUUGUGGGCGGCGGACUGCCUGGCAUGCCUUAGUUUGCCUUUAACGGCAAACGGAUAUAGUUUAUAGUUUCCAAAUAUACGAAAAGAAAAGACAACCUGGGGAGGGGUGCUCAGCAUCAGCAUUGGCAUCAGCAGACAUCGAACGUGCACCAAUAUACAUAUAUAUAUAUAUCGUUAUGAA
This is a messenger RNA of Drosophila elegans, 3879 nucleotides long. RefSeq names its product blastoderm-specific protein 25D (gene Bsg25D). Bases 354 to 3731 code for a protein of 1125 amino acids. The transcript has 8 exons. Gene Ontology annotation, biological process: microtubule anchoring at centrosome. Lineage: Eukaryota; Metazoa; Arthropoda; Insecta; Diptera; Drosophilidae. The record is from RefSeq and is a predicted model, not a curated record. Gene Ontology annotation, cellular component: centrosome.